Messenger RNA from Biomphalaria glabrata, 1886 nucleotides. RefSeq lists its product as uncharacterized. The record is from RefSeq and is a predicted model, not a curated record. NCBI's taxonomy places the organism in Eukaryota, Metazoa, Mollusca, Gastropoda, Planorbidae. The coding region runs from base 414 to 1886 and encodes 490 amino acids. The transcript is spliced from 4 exons.
AAAUUGUUUAAUUUGCUAUUAAAAUUUGUCAGUAGAUACGAUUUAUAUUAUAGUUUAUAAUCUAUCAUUUGUCAAUCCAUCUGUCUAUUUAUCUAUCCAUCCAUCUAUCCAUCUAUCUAGGUCUAUGCAUCUGUUUAUUCAUUGUUUAAAAUAUACUUAUUUCUGAGCUAUGGAUAUGCCUAAAUGUGUACAUUAAGAAGGAUAAUAAUUUUAAGAUACGCUAAACAUUGGCACAAUGUAAGAUAGUUGUUUUUUUUUUCGGUCAUAGAUGAAUCUAAAUUGAUGAUAACACUGAUGGAAAUAGAAAUAUCUAUGACUCUAUUAUAGAUCUGGAUGCGAGCUCCACUAUAAGAAUAUGAGCAUUGUGUAAUCAAUCGUAAGAUUGGUGAUUUUUUAAAAUUAUUUUUUAACAGAUGACUAAAGAAUGUGUACACGAAAUGCCUCUACCUGCAAAGUUAGCAUUGUGGUUGACAGUUUAUUACAUAACAAAGGACCAACAGUACUAUAAGAUGGGAUACAUAGAGUGGAUCAAUCGGCCUACAACGGAGAAACUGUCAAAGGCGUAUUUUAGGGCAUCAAGUUUAACGCUGUCUCCUCUGACUGUUUUAAUCUACGCCAUUCCUGCUGGACCUUUAGAUAUCCGGUUAAGUGCAGCUUAUUACCGCAGCCCUGUCCAGCGUUUAGCAAGUUACAGAAACUGGCCUUUGAGCCAUCCUCUGUCGGCCAUUGUUUUGGCACAGGAUGGACUGGUCCACGCUGUCGACACUGAGUGUGACCUAGAUUCUGAUCUUGUGAUUUGUCCCUUCUGCUUCUUUCAUUUCCGCAUCCAAUUGAAUGGAAGCUCUGUGUUUGAGGCACACCGCCAGGUGUCGCCUCCGUGCUCAUUUCUGGCAAGUAUUAGAGAAGAAGGCACGUAUAGUGACGUCUUCCAGUCCAACUCUCGUGCCCAGGAAAAUCACGCGAGACUUGCCAGAUUUGAAAGAAGCCAACGUAACAGAACAGUAAUAGUGAGAUUACAAAACAGUUUAUCUCAGAUUGAUCGUCCUAUUAGACAAAGCCAGUUCUCUAUUUGGGAGAUGCGAUCAUUGUCAAGAGACGCUCUUCAGGAAUAUGUUCGACACCUUUUUCAAAUGACCUCAAUUUAUUUUUCAAAUUUGGUAACAAGAUCGGCACAGCAGACUUCUGUUAUGACAAGAUCGACACAGCACACUUCUGUUAUGACAAGAUCGAGACAGCACACUUCUGUUAUGACAAGAUCGGCACAGCACACUUCUGUUAUGACAAGAUCGGCACAGCACACUUCUGUUAUGACAAGAUCGAGACAGCACACUUCUGUUAUGACAAGAUCGAGAAAGCACACUUCUGUUAUGACAAGAUCAAGACAGCUCACUUCUGUUAUGACAAGAUCGAGACAGCACACUUCUGUUAUGACAAGAUCGAGACAGCACACUUCUGUUAUGACAAGAUCGGCACAGCACACUUCUGUUAUGACAAGAUCGGCACAGCACACUUCUGUUAUGACAAGAUCGGCACAGCACACUUCUGUUAUGACAAGAUCGAGACAGCACACUUCUGUUAUGACAAGAUCAAGACAGCUCACUUCUGUUAUGACAAGAUCGAGACAGCACACUUCUGUUAUGACAAGAUCGAGACAGCACACUUCUGUUAUGACAAGAUCGAGACAGCACACUUCUGUUAUGACAAGAUCGACACAGCACACGUCUGUUAUGACAAGAUCGACACAGCACACUUCUGUUAUGACAAGAUCGACACAGCACACGUCUGUUAUGACAAGAUCGAGACAGCACACUUCUGUUAUGACAAGAUCGAGACAGCACACUUCUGUUAUGACAAGAUCGAUCGUUUACACACCAGACGAGCCUUAG